AUGUCUGAUGAAGAACAAUUACCAGUGGAUACCGUCUGUGAAUACAUUGAAAAUGCAAUUGUAGAGUUGAAAGAAACAGGUGACUACCUCUCAUAUGCUACUUUGCUUGAUAUUCACUUAUCAGAUCCUGAAAGAUACAAUGAUGAAGAAAAAUUACAAUUGUUGAACAAGUUACACGAUAUCUUGAGUGAAAAUUUAGAUGUUGUUAGAGAAAUUGGUUGGGAUUUGCCUGAAUUAUUGAUCAAUUUCUAUGACUUGGAAUGGGAUUAUACAGGCAGUUUAUUAAGGGAAACUGGACUGAUCAAAGCAAUUAUGGAUAAUUUCGAUUUGGUUGCUAAAAAUGGGAAUGCAAAGGAAUUAUUUUUGAAGAGUAUUGAAUUAUUGACCACUUUAGAAGAUUUUGAUGCUAGUAAUGAGAAAUCUUUUAAAAUUGCCGAUAUCAAAUUGCACACUUUAAUUGAAUUGUUGAACACAUCAUUGAAACGAAUUAACACCAUUUAUCCUUCAAGAUUCUUAUCAAUGGCAACUGCAUCUUUAUUAAGAGCCAUCACUAUGUAUUGUACAAAAUCAAUCCAUACUAGAUUUGUUCUUCGAAGAUUAUACGCAUUUGCAAGAGAUUAUAUGGCCCCUUUGAAACCAAAUGAUUAUCUAUCAAAACAUGGAAUCACUCAAGAAGAAGCUGAUAAAAUUGAAGAUGAUGAGAAUUUUUUACAAAGAAAAUUAUUGCAAAGCUUUUUAACUCAAGUUUCUGAAAUAACAUUUUUGCAAAAUUCAUUUGAUUUAUCUGUUGAAUUAUAUAAAAGCUUGCAAUAUAAAUGUCAAAAGAAGCUACCACCUCCUAAUGAAAGUGAUGAAGAAGCUAUAACCAGUUCAAGAGGGCUAUUUACAAGAGUUACUCAAUUGGCUCUAAGUUUUGAUUUGGAUUUAGCUGAUGAUUUUGAAAAAUUGAAGAAAUCAUCUGUUGACCUAUUUGAGAAAAUUGAUUUGAAAAAAGAUGAUGAUGAAAAAAUGCAAGAUAUUUUAAAAUUUGCUGUUAAUGACAAGAUUUCUCAUUUAUACCAUCCUGAAUCCAAGGAAAUACCAUUCAAUCUUGCUGGUGAAUUGAAUCUAAUAACAAUGUAUACAAGAGAAAUCUCACAUGUGUUCCCAAUAACAAUUCGUGAAGCAGUUGCCAUUACAUUACGUUUAUUAUCGCCUGGUUUAAUUUCAGAAAAAUUUCAAAAUAAAGGUUCUAUUGAUACUUGUUUAUUCUGGUGUUGGGUUGCCAUAAUAUCAUCAAAACAAAAAGAUUUCCAAUUGAUACCUCAUCAUGAAUUGAUUCUAUUUUUACAAAUUUUGAUUUAUUAUGCAUCUACUCAUGAUAGACCUUCAGUUAGAUUGGUUCUUUAUACUUUAUUGACUAGAGUAUUGACCACUAUUGAUGAAGAUACAAGUUAUAAUUUCUUGGUUGAUACUUUAACAACUGCACCUUUUUUAAAUGCUAAAGCAGCUGUGGUGACGAUCUUGAAGGAUUUGAUCGUUAGAGUUAAACCAACUGAUAUUGAUGCAUUAACUGAUGAACUUGAAAAGUCACAUUUAGAAAACGAUGAAAGAAAACCGAAAUUACCAGAAAGACAUUAUAUUGAAUUGAAGAAUGAUCGUAUUGACGAUAUUUAUGCAUUGAUUAGAGAGUCUAUAGAUGAAACUUUCCAUGGUGAAGAAUUGAAUCCAGCAAGCUUCAAAGUCACAUUAGGCUACUUGAAUUUGUUAAUAACUAUUAAAGAUAGAUUUCCAGAUGAUAAAAUUAAGGAAAUUGUCAAGGUUACUAAAAAAAAUAUUGAAAACUUGAAAGAUGAACAAAGUUCUGAUGAUCCAACUGUUAAUGUUAACUUUAUUUCAAUGGCCUUGGAAUCCUUGAGCUGA
Messenger RNA from Hansenula anomala, 1902 nucleotides. RefSeq lists its product as uncharacterized. Gene Ontology annotation, biological process: cellular response to oxidative stress. Lineage: Eukaryota; Fungi; Ascomycota; Saccharomycetes; Phaffomycetales; Wickerhamomycetaceae. Gene Ontology annotation, cellular component: cytoplasm. The record is from RefSeq and is a predicted model, not a curated record. The coding region runs from base 1 to 1902 and encodes 633 amino acids. The transcript is spliced from 2 exons.